AUGGCCAGCUGGAAAUCCUAUAUUGACCACCUGAUGGCUGAUGGGACAUGCCAGGAUGCUGCCAUUGUUGGUUACAAGGAUGUUCCUUCUGUGUGGGCUGCUGUCCCUGGCAAGAUUUUUGCAGGCAUCUCUCCUGUGGAGAUGACUGUGUUACUAGGGAAGGAUCGCUCUCCUCUAUUUGUCAAUGGACUGACACUGGGAGGCCAGAAGUGCUCAGUGAUCAGAGACAAUCUGAUGGUAGAUGGGGAGUUCACCAUGGAUCUAAGAACAAAAAGCGUUAAAGGAGAACCCACUUUCAACAUUACAAUCUCCCGAACAGCCAGAACUUUGGUUGUGCUAAUGGGCAAAGAAGGAGUCCAUGGAGGAAAUGUUAACAUGAAAUGUUUUGAGAUGGCUUGCUACUUAAGAAAUGCAGGGUACUGA
Messenger RNA from Chelonoidis abingdonii (Abingdon island giant tortoise), 423 nucleotides. It is a transcript of the gene PFN1, whose product is annotated as profilin 1. Gene Ontology annotation, biological process: regulation of actin filament polymerization; positive regulation of actin filament bundle assembly; actin cytoskeleton organization. Lineage: Eukaryota; Metazoa; Chordata; Testudines; Testudinidae. Gene Ontology annotation, molecular function: actin binding. The record is from RefSeq and is a predicted model, not a curated record. Gene Ontology annotation, cellular component: cytoplasm.